AAUUUAAAAAUUACGAAAAACAGCGAGGAAAGGAGGAACAAGAACUGAAAUCCCCUUGGUCCUGGAAGGCAGGAUUCACCUCGGCAGAGGAAGGAGCGUUUGCUGAGUCAGGCUUUGAGCAAGAUGGGGAGAAGGCAGAGCAGAAUUUUCCCUCUGGAGAAGCUGGGGCAGUGAGGAGGUGGUUCUGCCAGCACUCAGGAGCUCCUGUUCACCCCACCUCAGGGUGAACCCCGACUCUCCUGCCUGGUGGAAACGUUGCUGUUGUAUCGCACGCGACGCACGAGUCGUGUUAAAUCCUGCAGACUCUGGUGUGUAAACAUCUCCAGGCUCCGGGCCAGUGGGUUGUAGGGAUUGCUCCAUGGCUGGGUCAUCACUCCAGAAGUUUUGGGAGCGUUCACACCCCUGGGACGGGGCUGUGACGUCUGGAGAGGGGCAUGGCCACCGGGCUGGGCUACGGCACUGAGCCCUCGCCGGGGCUGCAAAGGGACCAGGAGCUCGGACACCUCAGAGCUGGGGGGCACCUAGUCCUGAUGGAAAACACAACAUCAGCUGGAAAAAUGCAGGGGAUGCUCAAGAAAGCCUCAAAAAUAUUUCAGCAAACUCGUGCUCUCCUGUGGAAAAACAUUCUUCUGGUGUGGAGGGUGAAGACUCAAAGUUUUCAGGAAUGGGUGACGUUGGCAGUUUUCCUCUUCACGCUCCGGGAGACGGCGGAUAUCAUAUGGGACUCCCCGAGGGCAGAAUUCCCUUACAAAUUCCUGGGGCAACUGGAUGAUCCACCCUAUAAUGCUACGGGAGUGAUGCUCAUGUACACACCUGUAACCAACACCACCAGGAGAAUAAUGGGCAGAGUGGCUUCGGAGUCAGUGCUGAGGGGUAUAACAAUAGAAGAGGUGGAAAAUGAGGAAAAAAUGGAAGCAAAAGGAGUUUUUGAAGAUGAAGUUAUUGGUGUUGUUUUCAAGGAUGACUUCUCCUACAGCCUCAGACUUCAAAUCAGCAGAACUGUGUUUCCAAAUGAUUUCUUUGACCACAUCGAAUCCUGCAGGGAUUAUUCAGAAAGUUACUGCAAAGUUCCUUUGUACUGGUACGGAGGUUUCCUCUCAGUGCAGUCCAGCAUUGAUGCAGCAGUCAUAGAAAUGAAAACCAACCAUUCUGUCUGGAAAGAAAUGAAGUCAAUCGCUGGGGUUCAUCUGAAAUCACCCCUGAUUAAACCUGUGUUUAGACUGGAUUAUGUUCUGUUCAUUUUUUGUGCUAUAUUGUGCUACUCCCCGUUUAUGUACUUUUUAUCAGUGAAAGUUUUAAGGGAGAAGAAGAAGCUCAAGGUGUUAAUGGGAGCAAUGGGUUUGCAAGAUGUUGCCUUCUGGUUAUCCUGGAGUUUGCUGUACACUGUGUACAUCUCAAUAUCAGCCAGUCUGCUGGCACUGAUCACACUGACAGACGCUUUGAAUCAUCAGAGCUUUUUACAACUAUAUUUGUUUUAUUUCUUCUAUGGCAUGGCCUCUAUUCACUUCACUUUCAUGAUCAGCUCAUUGUUAAAGCAGCCAAAUAUUACCAGUUUUGUGGGAUUUGUCCUUCACAUCCUCUUUGGGUCAGUGGGCUUUUUGACACUGUUCGACAUUUUGCCACCAUCUGCAGGAUGGAUUUUGAAUCUCUUCAGUCCUUUUGCCUUCACAUCUGGCCUUGCAACGAUGGUAAAAUUAGAAAAACAUGGACCAGGAUCUAACCCCAAAUUGUACCCUUUGUAUAACUUCUACCUCGCACUGAGCCUUGACAGUAUCUUGUAUUUCCUACUGGCCAUCUACUUUGAUAAGGUUUUGCCUGGCAAGUAUGGGGUGCCACAUCCUCCUGCCUUCUUCCUGAGGCCCUCAUACUGGUUCAAGCCCAGCAGUGGGUACGUGGGGGUGAGAGUUGGCAGCGAGAGCAGCCACGACCCCGUUCUCAGCGGUAACGCCGAGCCGAUGCCCCCGGGCUUCGACGGGAAGGAAGCAAUCAGAUUAAAUAACAUUAAAAAGACAUAUAAGAAGAAGGGCAAGAGCAUCGAAGCUUUAAAGGGUUUGUCCUUAAACAUAUAUGAAGGCCAGAUCACUGCACUGCUUGGCCACAGUGGGUGUGGGAAAACUGCCCUUUUAAAUGUGCUCAGUGGAUUUUCCAAGCCUUCAGCAGGUUCUGCAACGAUAUACAACUACAACGUUUCUGAAAUACCGGAUAGGGAAGGAAUUCAGGCAAUGGUUGGGGUUUGCCCCCAACUUAACUUGCAUUUUGAAGCCUUAACGGUUAAGGAAAACCUCAGAACUUUCGCCCACAUCAAAGGGAUUGAGCAGAAGGAAGUAGAGCAAGAGGUGCAGAAAGUCCUCGUGAUGUUGGACCUCACCGACCUUCAGAACGUUUGUGCUGAUGCUCUGAACGGGGCCCAAAAAAGAAAGUUGUCUCUCGGAAUUGCAAUUUUAGGGAAUCCCCAGGUGUUGCUUUUGGACGAGCCAACAGCUGGGCUGGAUCCCUGCUCCAGGCACCACGUGUGGAGCCUCCUGAAGGAACGCCGGGCUGGACACGUGACACUCUUCAGCACCCAGUCCAUGGAGGAGGCUGAUCUUCAUGCUGAUCGGAAAGCUUUCCUCUCUAAUGGGAGAUUACAGAGUGUUGGCUCAUCCCUGUACUUGAAGAGAAAAUGGGGAAUUGGCUACCACUUAAGGAUGCACACAAAUGACCUGUGUGACCCAGAGCUUAUCUCCUCCCUGGUCAGACAGUACAUCCCUGAUGCUGUGCUCAAAGGGAAGAAGAGGGAUGAGCUGUGUUAUAUGCUGCCUCUGGAAAACACCGACAGCUUCCCAGAUCUGUUCAGCCACCUCGAGAGCAGCCUUUUGCAGGGGGUUGUUAAUUAUGAGGUUACCAGGACAACCCUGGAAGAUGUUUUCCUGAAGCUGGAGGGUGAGGAAGCCGUCGAUGGAGAAGGAGACGGAGACCUGGAGGAGAGGGACCAAAGCCUGCUGGAGUUUCCCAGACAGGGGAUCCUGGCAGGGAGUGGGAUGGGGCUCUGGAGGCAGCAAGUGUGUGCUGUGAUGAGAGUUCGCCUCCUAAAACUCCGGCACGACGGGAAACUCCUCAGGGCCGUAUUGCUGCUGUUUGGAACAUUCAUGCUUCCACUGAUGAUGAUUUUAACUCUCAUCCAACUGUGGCACAGCUCCAGCAGCUGGGAAAUCUCAGCUAGUCCAUAUUUUCUUCCCACUAAGGAGAAAAUUCAAAAUAGGUCCUCAAACCUUCUCAUCCUCAAUGACACAGGAUCAGAAAUGGAGGAUUUCAUUGCUGCUUUGAAGGCUCAAGGCAUAACCCCAGAAAUAACUCUUGAGAAGAACAUCACAAGCCUUCCACAUCAUAAUGGAGCUAUAAAAGUAUCCCUGGAAGGCAAGAGCUACCGGUUCACGGUCAUGUGUGGUGCAGAACCCAUCAACUGCUACCCUUUGCUCGUGAACAUCAUCAGCAACACCUUCCUGAGGCUCUUCAACUCCACCGCGCGCAUCCGCCUCUGGAGCGAGCUCUUCUCCAGGACAGAAAGCUCAGAUUUAAAGAACCAUAUCUUUUUCAACUGUCUCAGCUACCUGCUGAUUUUGGCUGCUGGUUUGCCUCCUCUCCUUGCAGUGAGCAGCAUGGAGGACUACAAGCUCCAGGCUCGCUCCCAGCUGCGGCUCUCGGGGCUCUUCCCCUCGGCAUACUGGUGUGGGCAGGCCCUGGUGGACGUCCCGUUCUUCUGGACCCUGAUGUGCCUCAUGUUUGGGAUUUUGGUGGCCUUCAGCCGCACCUUCCCCUUGCAGGCCAGCACCACCCUGCUCCUGAUCGUUUGCAUCGUUGGUUAUGGGGUAUCUCUUGUCCUCCUCAUCUAUUUAAUUGCCGUCAAAGUUCGCAAUGGGCGAAGCAACCGUCACGUUCGGUCUUUAGUCUUCAUUCUGGUGAAUUAUGUUCUCUAUAUAGUCAGUAACUAUGAUGAACCAGUUUACUACACCUGUUGUUUGAUUCCUGUGUUUCCACCUCUGGGCUGGAUGAUGUUCUCUGCACUGCACUUCUCAAUUUUAGAAAGUGACAAAUUCCUUCAGUCCUGGAAACACAUCUACAUGGCUGUCUUUGCACCAUACCUCCACUGUGUGAUUUUUGCUUUCCUCCUGCGCCGUUUGGAGAUGAGAUAUGGAGAAGGACUUACAAGAUUUGAUCCCGUCUUCAGGAUCCAGCAGAAGAGAGUGGUCACCCAGCAGAACAGGGACCACCCUGGGGAGGAGCCCCCAGAAGUCCAGGAGGAGAGGGAGAGGGUGCGGAGCACGAUGGUCUCCCUGCAGCAGGACCAGGAGUCCGUUGUCAUCGUCAACAGUUUGCGCAAGGAAUAUGAAGUCAGGAAAGCCACUUCCCUCUGCAAGACACAGAACAAACUUGCUGUCAAAAAUCUCUCUUUUAGUGUUAAGAAAGGAGAAAUAUUAGGUCUGUUAGGACCCAAUGGAGCUGGAAAAAGCACAACUAUCAACAUGAUUUCUGGAAAAACAACAGUGACUGCUGGGGAGGUGGUGCUCAGGGACCACGAUGCAGCCGCCCUGUCCCCGGGGUGCCUGGGCUGUUGCCCUCAGCAGGACCCUCUCUGGCCAGACCUGACGGUGCUCCAGCACCUGGAGGCAUAUGCUGCUGUGAGAGGGAUGAGGAAAGAAGAUGCAGCUCUUGCCAUCAGCUGCAUAGCCAAGGUCUUGGACCUCCUGAAGCAUUUCAAAACCCCAGCCAGGAGGUUAUCUGCUGGAGAAGCCAGAAAGCUGUGCUUUGCUCUGAGCAUCCUGGGGGAUCCGACAGUGAUGCUUUGGGAUGAGCCAUCCGUGGGAAUGGACCCGAAGGGGCAGCGCCGCAUGUGGAAGGUGAUCCAGAGCUCCAUGAAAAGCAAGGAACGAGCAGCCAUCCUGAGCACGCAGUGCCCGGAGGCGGUGGCAAUGUGUGACCGCGUGGCCAUUCUGGUGUCGGGGCACCUACGGUACAUCGGUUCCCCUGAGGAUCUCAAGAGUAAGUUUGGCACGAGUUACCACCUAGAAAUCAAGAUGUCAGACCCGGAGAAAAGCGAUGCUCUCCACGCUGAUAUUCUAAACCUGUUUCCCGGCGCAGCUCGGCAAGGAAGGACUUCCUCCUUGCUCAUCUACAAAAUACCAAUGGCAGAUGCACUACCCCUGUCCCGGUCUUUCUCCAAGUUAGAAGCAGCUAAACAGAAUUUCAGGCUUGAGGAGUACAGCUUGUCACUGAACACUUUGCAACAGGUGUUUGUAGACAUCACCAGGGACGCAGAGGAGCAUGACCUGGAUGCAGCAUCCAACGGGGCUGUGGAGCAGAGACUCCUUCAGCCCUGACUCUUGGAGCCACAGUGAAAAUAUUCAGAGUAUUUCAUCAGUGUUACUGAUCCCUGUGAUCAGCUGCGGCCCCAGAACUUGGUUACUCAUGCCACAACACAGCCAGCUCUGCAGGUGUUCUGCCUCACAAAGAGAAAAAGAAUUAUUAUUUUAAUAAAUAAAGCU
Neopelma chrysocephalum (saffron-crested tyrant-manakin) is the source of this 5522-nucleotide messenger RNA. RefSeq names its product ATP-binding cassette sub-family A member 9-like. Gene Ontology annotation, biological process: transmembrane transport; lipid transport. Gene Ontology annotation, cellular component: membrane; intracellular membrane-bounded organelle. Gene Ontology annotation, molecular function: lipid carrier activity; ABC-type transporter activity; ATP binding. Bases 435 to 5357 code for a protein of 1640 amino acids. The record is from RefSeq and is a predicted model, not a curated record. The transcript has 39 exons. Lineage: Eukaryota; Metazoa; Chordata; Aves; Passeriformes; Pipridae.